This is a messenger RNA of Fusarium pseudograminearum CS3096, 1047 nucleotides long. RefSeq lists its product as uncharacterized. Gene Ontology annotation, biological process: pantothenate biosynthetic process. The record is from RefSeq and is a predicted model, not a curated record. Gene Ontology annotation, molecular function: 2-dehydropantoate 2-reductase activity. NCBI's taxonomy places the organism in Eukaryota, Fungi, Ascomycota, Sordariomycetes, Hypocreales, Nectriaceae. Gene Ontology annotation, cellular component: cytoplasm. Bases 1 to 1047 code for a protein of 348 amino acids. The transcript is spliced from 3 exons.
AUGGCAGAGAACAGUCGUGUUGAUAUCAUCUUCAUUGGUGCUGGCGCCGUUGGUUGUUUCUAUGCCUCGAGACUCCAUCACCCAUCACAAAACAUUCACGUUUCUCUUGUAGCGCGUUCAAACUAUGCUGCUAUCCAAAAGGACGGCGUAAAGCUGCAAACGCGAAGCUUUGGUGAUUACACUUUCAACCCUGACGCGGCCUUUCCAUCCGUCGAUGCAGCUGCAGCAGCAAAUGUAUCAGGCGAGAAGAAAGACUGGCACUAUAUCUUUGUGACGACAAAGGCUCUUCCAGAUGUCAGUGAUGACUCUUCCAUAAUUGAGCCCCUGGUCGGUCCAAAGUCUUGUAUCGUUCUCAUCCAGAACGGUGUCGGUGUGGAAGAGCCAUUCCGGAAACACUUCCCUAAUAACCCCAUCGUCAGUGCAGUCACUGUUGUCAGCGCGGAGCAGACUUCUCCUGGCACUAUUCGCCAGAACCGCUGGACGCGUGUGAGUAUUGGGCCAUACACAGAUGGCUUGGCUGCGCAGGACUCAGAGCUAGGUCGUCGCGGAACGGAGGCAACUGAGGCGCUGCGUCGCUGGUGGACAGACUUGGGCGGCAUCAAAGACGUGGACCCCCACGAUGAAGUCGGUCUCCAAACUGUACGCUGGCAUAAGCUCUGCAUUAAUGCGGCCAUGAACCCCUCGGCCGUACUCUCCGGUGGUCGUGGCAACGCAGACAUGGUCGCAGACGAUGAGUUGCAGCGACAUCUACUAGGCGUGAUGAAUGAGAUCCGUGACGCCGUACCCAAGAUACUAGGUCGACCCUUCCCAGACUAUAUGGCUAAACCGGAGAAAAUCAUCGAAAGCACGGCGCGGAAUAAGGGGGCUAGGCCGAGCAUGUUGCUGGACUGGGAGGCUGGUAAGCCACUUGAGCUCGAGGUGAUUCUGGGUAAUCCCGUGAGAAUCGCGAGGGAAAGGGGUGUUGAGAUGCCGAGAUUGCAGAGCUUGUACGCGCUUCUUAGGUCAGCUCAGGGGAUGAGGAAGAGAGAGAACAAGGGGAAGCUGUGA